Molecule: messenger RNA, 3204 nt
Organism: Mytilus trossulus (common blue mussel)
Lineage: Eukaryota; Metazoa; Mollusca; Bivalvia; Mytilida; Mytilidae
Product: maternal B9.10 protein-like
Exons: 4
Coding region: 278-1255 (325 amino acids)
Biological process (GO): negative regulation of cell population proliferation; negative regulation of mitotic cell cycle
Cellular component (GO): cytoplasm; nucleus
Source: RefSeq, a predicted model, not a curated record
AUGACGUUAUGUAUUUCGUAGCAACUCGUCGACGGAAACAGUUGUUGAUUGGAUGACCGUAUUCUGGCAUUGCGCUUUAAUGGUGGAUCUGGUCAGUAUUUACAGUAAACAAGAUAUUAUUUUCAAGAGUACUUUAUUGGGCGAACAAAGAAGACAAUAACAAACCGAAACCGAGGCUUAGAAAGUGUUGACAGGAUCUGACAGAUUCUGUUGUGGAAAAAGCGGAGUUACAACUUGAUGAAGAUUUUUUUAAGUGCUAAAGUGAAGAACAUUAAAAAUGAGGGACGAAAUUGCAGCAGCAGUGGUGUUUUUAUCACGUUUAGUACGGCAAUGCGGUAGCAUCCCAAACGAGAAAAUGGAAUCCUUCUCAAGUAGUCUUUCAGCAGUGCUGGUCGAGAAAUUUAAGAACCACUGGUAUCAAGAUUUUCCAGCUAAAGGACAAGCUUAUAGAUGUAUAAGAAUCAACCCAGAAGAACCAAAUGACCCAGUCAUGGAAAGUGCUGUACACAAAUCUGGUCUCGAAUACAAAGAUCUCAAGUUGUUUUGUGAACUGACACUAUGGGUAGAUCCUUCAGAUGUCUCUUGCAGGUUUGGUGAGGCAAACAGACCAGUGUGUACUCUUGCAACAUCCAAAGAUGGAAAUCUUGAAAACAGAGCACAUACUGUUGACAUAGAUGAAUAUCUACAGAAAGAGAAGGAUAGAUAUAACAAUCAGGUGAAUAUUGUUACCACCCGAUCAUCUCUUGCAUCCCGUCCAUACAACAGCAACCAUAAUCUAGUCUAUAAUGGUUUCAAUAGUUUCCAACAGCAUAAUUACUACAACAACCACCGCCACCGCAAUAGUCGUCGUAAAUUGCCAUCGGAACAGCAGGUCAAUGGGGUGAGGCAUUCUCCCGAGCAUGUCAACGAGGUCAGACAGCAGUUUAUGAAUCAAGUGAACAGCAUUGCAGGGAAAGCCAAUGAGAAGUCUGAUGAACAACCCUCAUCGAGCUUGUCGGAAGACAGCGGUUCAUCGUCAGACGGAAGCAGCAAAUCACCUGAUCAAAGCCCGGAGAAAUCUCAGGAGAAAAAAUCAAAUAAAUCUCAUCAAAAUAAAGGGAAGCAUACCUCAAAUCUCAAUCAGGGAAAGUCCAAACAAGGCAGCUCAAAUCAAGGGUUCAAAAAUUUCCAGAGCAAAAGCACAGAGCAGUUUUCUUGGGGUAAAGGAUCAGGGCCAUCUCAUAGUAAAUUCAAUCAAGCACCAAAGGUUCACUAGUAAUAAAUAAAAAUGUGUUCAUUUCAUUACUGAUUGGCCAGACGAUAUUUUUAUUUAUAUCAGAGUAUUUAUAUUUUUUUCUUCAUUGUUUUAUUUUUUUGCUUAAUGGAAAUGAACAUGUUUCUUUGGUUGUAUCUGUGCUAUAGGGAAAAUCACAAUAUAUAUUGUGGGGAAAUCAUAAUGACACAUAUAUGUGAGAGCUUAUUUUAAUCGCACCAGGAAAUACUCUAAACAAUAACAUGACUAAUGCUUAAAUGGGAGGAAAAACUAUUGUUUAUGCCAUAUGUAAUUUUAGUGCUACUUACAUUGGAAAAAGAUUAAACCUGCUUGAAAAUGAUAACAGAUGCAGCAUGACUGUAUUUAAUUACCAGCAUAUUUUUGCAUAUUACAUGUACAUGUACUUCAUAUGACAAGUUUUAGGGCAAAAACGUACUUUUUAAAUAUAUAUGUGAUAGGUAUGAAAUGUAAACAAGAAAGUGCUCGGACAGUUAAUAGUACAUUUAUGACAUAUACUAGUGUACUGGUAGCAGGACUAAUGGUGAAGUACAUUAAACAUUAUAUUUUAUUUCUUAAUUUAUGAAAUCACUGUUUGUUUUUUCUUUGAUUUAAUGGAUAAAUUGGUUUUAAUUUUGUUUUUUUGUCGAUUUUACUUGUGGUUUUAUAUUAUGAUGAGUGAAUUCAUCGACAUUUGUAUAGUUCCACAGCAUAUAAAGUGCAAAUUGUGAUAGAUCCAUCAGUUCUGGAUGUUUUAUUAAGUUCGUAGACAUUUAUGAAUGAAUUAUUUUGUAUAUAAAGAAAUUUUACUUGCACAGAAAAUAGAGUGUAGACCAAAAUGACUGAAAUUAUGUUUUACUCAUUGAAGAAUAAAUUUAUUGUUUUAUUUUAUAAUUAACAAAUUUCCAUGACUAAUUUUGUCUAAUAAGAUUUUACUAAGAUUCAAAAUUAAACUUUCAAAACUUAGUUCAAAGCAGUUAUUCAUGAUCUUAUUUUGGAACACAACAAAAUUUUGAAUAAGUGGACAAGAAAAGAAGGUGAUUUUCCUAUAUUUCUUUUUUGACAAAAAAACAUUUGGAAAAAAAAGAAAGAAAAAUAACAAGCUAUUUCUGUGAAAUAUCCGUCUAUAAAUAAAUUUAAAACUAUAAAAUAACCGGAAAUGAACUAAGUAAUACUGAUAUCUUUUUGAAAGUUUGAAUUUUCAAAACAUGGAAUUGAUGGAUAUAAUUGUAGUUCUGCUGUAUCAGAGAAAAGUGACACAAAAUGAAGUAGUUAAGUGUUGUUUGAAUGUUCAUUGUUCCCAGAUGGAAUGACUUCUCCAUGUUGUAAUGGCAGAAUGAUUAGAUACAGUAGAAUAUUUGACAAAGUACAUGUAUAAGUUUUGAAAGUUUUUUAAUGUAAACAUGAUUUUUGUUUUAAUGAAUUCAAUUUAGAUUGCUGGAGAUUUGUAUACAACAUGGAAAAUGUAAUUUACUGGUACCAAAGUGCAUUGUGGGAGCCUUUUCUCCAAAAUGUAUGUGUUGAGGGAAGCCACUUUUCAUUUUAUCCCAUCUUGCCGUAUUUGGCAUAUCAUUUGAAUUUACUAAUAGGACAGAUUUUCAGAAACAACUGCCAUUUGAAGGCACAAUGUCAUGUUUAUUUUGAAAUAGCUUUCAACUACCCUGUACAAACUGUUGUGGAAAAGAUUAUCUUACUCCAAACUUUUUAAAACAUUGUUACAUGUACUUUUGAAAAGAUCAAUGGGUUUCAAAAUUGACUACAGUUUAUGUGCUUUUGAACAUGCUUUUCAUAUUCUGCUGUCAUGCUUAUAUUUUAUUUGUUCAAAUGGAUAUAAUUAGCUACUGUAAGAUGGUACUGUGAUCAGAAUUAAAUUUAAACUGUCCAAGCAUUGUUCCUGUACUUUUCUUCUUUUUUGAAUCAAAACAAUAUUUGAUCAGUCAAUUCCUUUAAAAUUA